Molecule: messenger RNA, 2030 nt
Organism: Pimephales promelas (fathead minnow)
Lineage: Eukaryota; Metazoa; Chordata; Actinopteri; Cypriniformes; Leuciscidae
Source: RefSeq, a predicted model, not a curated record
UAAUUGCAUCACAGCAGGCUAUGUACGAUCACAUGACCACAGAUCCUAAACAUGCAACAUUAAGCACAUUGAAGUUCACAAAGUAUGCAUGUAACCAAAUCCCAGGAAUGGCUGCCAGGCUGCUGUUUACAGUGCUGUAUAAAUAGAAUUGAGGCCAUGCACCCCAUCCCCUUUGACACAAGAAAGCAGUUAUCAUGAGUUUAUCAAGCAUUUGUGCAGCCAGACACUUGUCUGCUAAGGUUUAAAUAGUGCAGUCAGGGCCAUAGCAAGGGCUUUUGGUGUAAACAAGUUGUCUUUACAGAGGAUCUCAGAAAACUGCUUCUCCAAGUUUAAGAUCAGGGAAAGAGGAACAGAGAUGGGGGGAUAGUCACAGGGGAUUUCCGUAGUGUGGCAUUUACUAAGCAACUUAAGUAGGGCAACUGAGAUAAAAAAAAUAAAAAAUAAAAAAAUAAAAACAGACAGCUACAGUGACUCUUUUAAAGCAUUUUUUUUUGAAGAAAAUGAUAUAAGGAGAAAACAUUUUCCUGAAGGGACACAAGCUCCGUCAAAGUGGAAGUCUUGCUAAGCUGGUUAACCAGCCAAGGUGGGUGCUUUGAGAUGUUUUGUGUGUACGUGGAGUGACUUACAAUAUCCUUAGUGCAAAAGUGAGCUGUGUUCUUGAAUUAAUUGUUUUUGAAUGUGAGACUAAAAGAAGGAAAAUUGAAAUAGUCAACAGACAGUUGGUCCAUUUACCCGACGGAUAGUAUUAUACUAUAGUUGAGUGAGUGAUGAAGGGAGGUGACGAUGAUGAUGAUGACGUGUGGAAUGCAUCAGCUGUUAUACUGGAUAUUGACUCAGGGUCUUGGGCAGACCGGUCCCCUCUUCAUGAUGCUGCCAGCCAAGGACGUCUGCUGGCCCUCAAGACCCUCAUUGCUCAGGGCCACAGCGUGAAUGUGCUGACAAUAGACCACAUUAGCCCUCUUCACGAGGCAUGCAUAGGGAGUCAUGUUGCCUGUGCCAGAACCCUGAUAGAUGCCGGAGCCAACGUAAAUGUGACAACUAUAGAUGGUGCGACUCCAUUGUUUCAUGCCUGCUCAGCUGGCAGUUUGGCAUGUCUAGAGCUGCUCUUGCAGAGUGACGCCAGACCACAUGCCCUGGCUAUAUUCCAGCCUUCACCCAUCCAUGAGGCAGUCAGCAUGGGUCACAGCAAGUGUGUGGAGGCGCUGGUUGCAUGGGGUGUGGAUGUGGAUUAUGAAAUCCCUCACAUGGGCACCCCUCUCCACAGUGCUUGUCGGUGUAAGGACUUCAUAUGUGCCCGCAUGCUGCUUGAUGGAGGUGCAAAUGUGCAGAAAGGGGCACAUAUGGAGACUCCUCUUCAUGCAGAAGCCCAAAAAGACUGUGUAAGCAUAGUGAAGCUCCUGCUGGAAUUUGGGGCAGAUGUAAAUGCACGCAACCUGGAGUAUAAACGGCCCGUAGAUGUUGCUCCUCCAGGGAGCCUUACAGAGGGCUUCCUAUUGAUUUAUGAAGCGACACCCCGUUCUCUACGCCAGCUGUGCCGUCAGCAAAUCAGGGAAAGUUUGGGACGUUCACGACUACAUCUUCUACAAUAUUUACCCCUCCCUAAUGCUAUGAAGAACUUUCUACAAUAUAGAUGAUCUGAUUAUGUUUAUUGGCAGCAGACCAUCUAGUCUUAAAGUAUUGUUUGCCUUAGUUAAUAAUAGUUUUAAAUAAAAGCUGUUUUACCUUUUUCCAUUUAAUAAUAAUCUUUUUUGGCCUGAUUUGACAAGAAGAUUGGUGUCCUUAAAUACUUAAAUAAUGGUACCUCAUCUUGUUUAUUUUACUUUAACUUUUUCCACUUUAAAUUAUCUAAUUCCAAUGAGUGUCCCGGCAUUGCAUGCCUUCUUACUGCAUACUGAUCAUCUAGCUAUUUAUAGGUGUUGAUACCAAAUUUAUUAUGUAAAUGCUGAAUAAAUAUUAUAAAAUGUAUAAUGCAAGUAGUGGUCCCCUGGAGUUGUUGCACUUAUUUUGAAAUAAAAAUAGCACUGAUGACA